Molecule: messenger RNA, 3515 nt
Organism: Gastrolobium bilobum
Lineage: Eukaryota; Viridiplantae; Streptophyta; Magnoliopsida; Fabales; Fabaceae
Product: aconitate hydratase, cytoplasmic-like
Exons: 20
Coding region: 119-3085 (988 amino acids)
Biological process (GO): tricarboxylic acid cycle; citrate metabolic process
Cellular component (GO): mitochondrion; cytosol
Molecular function (GO): aconitate hydratase activity; 4 iron, 4 sulfur cluster binding
Source: RefSeq, a predicted model, not a curated record
UCCGUUCCGUUCCAUCCAUUUCUCUAGCUGCGAAAAACUGUUACUAGCUUCCUUCACAAUCCUUUCACAUCACACUUGGCUCUCUCUCACAUAUGAAUGCGUGAUCAUCACCAUCGUCAUGGCUUCUUCUGCCUCUUCGCUCCUCAGAGCAACCAGGACCAAACUCUUCUCUCCUUUCUCUUCUUCUCUUUCUAGAACCUUCGCCUACCCUCCCUCUCGUCUUUCUCCUUCCCUUCCACUCUCCCGAUCCCUCGGAUUCUCCUCCGCCGCCGCCCGCUCCCUCCCCCGCUGGAGCCACCGCGUCGAUUGGAGGUCUCCUCUUAGCCUCCGCUCUCAGAUCAGAGCCGUCGCUCCCGUCAUCGAACGCUUCCACCGCAAGAUCGCCACUAUGGCUAGUGAAAAUCCUUUCAAGGGAAACUUGACGAGUCUCCCCAAGCCUGGUGGGGGCGAGUUUGGGAAGUUCUACAGCCUUCCUUCGCUAAACGACUCGAGAAUUGAUAGGUUACCAUACUCUAUCAGAAUUCUCCUUGAAUCUGCUGUUCGUAAUUGUGAUAAUUUCCAAGUUACUAAAGAGGAUGUUGAAAAGAUUAUUGACUGGGAAAGCACUUCUGUAAAGCAAGUUGAGAUUCCUUUCAAGCCUGCUCGUGUUCUCCUGCAGGAUUUUACUGGAGUCCCAGCUGUUGUUGACCUUGCUUGCAUGCGUGAUGCUAUGAAUAAGCUUGGCAGUGAUUCUAAUAAGAUCAAUCCUCUGGUUCCUGUUGAUCUUGUGGUUGAUCAUUCAGUUCAAGUUGAUGUAGCAAGGUCAGAGAAUGCAGUGCAGGCCAAUAUGGAGCUUGAGUUCCAGAGAAACAAGGAGAGAUUUGCUUUUCUUAAAUGGGGGUCAACUGCUUUCCGUAAUAUGCUUGUUGUUCCUCCUGGUUCUGGUAUAGUACAUCAGGUCAAUCUUGAAUAUCUUGGACGGGUUGUUUUCAACAAUGAGGGCUUACUCUAUCCUGACAGUGUGGUUGGGACUGAUUCACAUACAACUAUGAUUGAUGGGCUUGGAGUAGCUGGAUGGGGUGUUGGGGGUAUUGAAGCAGAGGCAGCAAUGCUUGGCCAGCCUAUGAGCAUGGUGUUACCUGGUGUUGUCGGGUUUAAGUUAUCUGGAAAACUUCGCAAUGGUGUUACAGCAACUGACUUGGUUCUAACCGUGACACAAAUGCUUCGGAAACAUGGUGUUGUUGGCAAAUUUGUUGAAUUUUAUGGUGAUGGUAUGGGUAAAUUAUCAUUAGCUGACAGGGCCACUAUUGCCAAUAUGUCUCCUGAAUAUGGAGCAACCAUGGGUUUCUUCCCUGUGGAUCAUGUUACAUUACAAUACCUCAAGUUAACUGGACGAAGUGACGAGACUGUGGCGAUGAUCGAGGCCUAUCUCAGAGCAAACAAAUUGUUUGUUGACUACAAUGAGCCUCAACAAGACAGAGUUUAUUCAUCCUAUCUUGAAUUGAACCUUGAUGAUGUUGAGCCCUGUAUCUCGGGACCAAAGAGACCUCAUGAUCGGGUGCCUUUGAAAGAAAUGAAGGCUGAUUGGCAUGCAUGUCUUGAUAACAAAGUGGGGUUUAAGGGAUUUGCUAUACCAAAAGAAGCUCAAGGCAAAGUUGCAAAAUUUGAUUUUCAUGGGCAGCCAGCAGAGCUCAAGCAUGGUAGUGUUGUGAUUGCUGCAAUCACAAGCUGUACAAAUACAUCAAACCCAAGUGUUAUGCUUGGAGCUGGUCUUGUUGCAAAAAAGGCUCAUCAGCUAGGUUUGCAGGUCAAGCCUUGGGUAAAAACAAGUCUUGCUCCCGGCUCUGGAGUUGUUACAAAAUAUCUACUUCAGAGUGGCCUGCAAAAGUAUCUAAAUGAACAGGGCUUCCAUAUUGUUGGAUUUGGCUGUACCACAUGCAUUGGCAAUUCCGGGGAUCUGGACGAAUCAGUUGCUUCUGCUAUCUCAGAAAAUGACAUUGUAGCGUCUGCUGUGUUGUCUGGGAAUCGUAAUUUUGAGGGCCGUGUGCAUCCCUUGACAAGAGCUAACUACCUUGCCUCGCCUCCGCUAGUUGUUGCUUAUGCUCUUGCUGGCACGGUUGACAUUGACUUUGAAAAGGAGCCAAUAGGGACAGGGAAGGAUGGCAAGAAUAUCUACUUGAGGGAGAUUUGGCCAUCCACUGAAGAAAUUGCAGAGGCUGUCCAAUCCAGUGUAUUGCCUGACAUGUUCCGAAGUACAUAUGAAGCUAUUACCAAGGGUAACCCUAUGUGGAACCAACUACAAGUUCCUGCUGACACCCUGUACUCGUGGGACCCUAACUCAACAUAUAUUCAUGAACCUCCAUACUUCAAGGACAUGACCAUGGAUCCUCCUGGAGCUCAUGGCGUUAAAGAUGCCUAUUGCCUGCUGAAUUUUGGUGACAGUAUAACUACUGAUCACAUUUCUCCUGCUGGAAAUAUUAACAAGGACAGUCCUGCUGCAAAAUACCUUCUGGAGCGUGGGGUGGAACGCAAGGACUUCAAUUCUUAUGGAAGUCGUCGUGGCAAUGAUGAGGUGAUGGCAAGGGGAACUUUUGCCAACAUUCGUCUUGUUAACAAGCUUUUGAAUGGAGAAGUUGGCCCCAAGACGGUUCACAUUCCUACAGGGGAGAAGCUUUACGUGUUCGAUGCAGCACAUAGAUACAAGGCUUCUGGGCAGGACACCAUUGUGCUAGCUGGAGCUGAAUAUGGCAGUGGAAGUUCAAGAGAUUGGGCAGCCAAGGGUCCCAUGCUAUUGGGAGUGAAAGCUGUGAUAGCUAAAAGUUUCGAGAGAAUUCAUCGCAGUAAUUUGGUAGGAAUGGGUAUCAUUCCUCUUUGCUUCAAAGCUGGUGAGGAUGCUGACACAUUGGGAUUGACUGGUCAUGAACGUUAUACCAUUGACCUCCCAAGUAAAAUCAGCGAGAUAAGGCCUGGCCAAGAUGUCACUGUCAAAACUGAUACUGGAAAAUCUUUCACCUGCACAGUUCGCUUUGACACUGAGGUGGAACUUGCUUACUUUAACCAUGGAGGCAUACUUCCAUAUGUCAUCAGGAACCUCAUUAAGCAGUGAAGUCAAUGUUGAUAGGAAAUAUUAAAUGCCGUGGCCACUGCGCUUGCGCCUUUCAAGUGGGAAUAAAAUGUGAGAGCAAUGAGAAUAAAUUUCCAGUUAAUAGGAAAGGAUCCCUUCUCAAGGGAGGCAAUUUUUUUUGACACUAACAGGUGUUUAUAUUAGGCCUGUAAACAUCGGGUACAUUGAUUAUUGGUUUCUGAUUUCUGUGCGAUCUGUGUGCCCAUUGAACAAUGGGAACAAUAGUAUUUUUGUACAAGUUAAUGUUGAUCCCUGCCUAUGGCCGGGGGCAUCGGCUAAAACUGCUGUGUAAGGUAGUGAAUAUUCUUUUGACCAAUAUCGCCGACGCUUCCUGAAAAAGUCACACGAGGACAACAUUGUACUUAUAAUCAUCAUGUUCUUAUACGCAAUAUUUCUAAACUACGUGGAAUGA